Mizuhopecten yessoensis (Yesso scallop) is the source of this 2590-nucleotide messenger RNA. RefSeq names its product G-protein coupled receptor 143-like. The record is from RefSeq and is a predicted model, not a curated record. Gene Ontology annotation, biological process: G protein-coupled receptor signaling pathway. Gene Ontology annotation, molecular function: G protein-coupled receptor activity; dopamine binding; L-tyrosine binding. The transcript is spliced from 8 exons. Lineage: Eukaryota; Metazoa; Mollusca; Bivalvia; Pectinida; Pectinidae. Bases 207 to 1307 code for a protein of 366 amino acids. Gene Ontology annotation, cellular component: membrane.
UAUAUAUAUAAUGGGCAUCUCCAACAGUUUGUACGUCUCAAUUCAAUCAAACAUCAGUAGUUCAUAAGUUCGAGUGUUUCUUUUUUUCUAUGCAGUCUGUUAUGGAUGUGAUAUACAAGGAGCUCAACAUCAGCGUGAGAAAGUGAAUUUGGUGAAGAUUAGAAAUACGCCUUUCUAUAAAGAACCUUUAAAGUGCAUGGGACUAAAUGGCUUCUCUACACGACUCGUCCUUUUAUUGUAUAACGGAGGCCGAGCUCCCACCGGAGAAUAGACUUCUCUAUACAGUCGUCAGUCUCCUCUCCGCAUCCCUAGGCAUCUUCGGUUCUUCCUGGCAAAUCAUCACGUAUGCUCCGGAAACACAGGCCUUCAUGAGGCGAGAAAACAGUCCAGAGCAACAGCGACGACAAUCUAUACAACCAAACCCCGUGAUAGUGCUGUUCCUGGCCCUCACCAAUCUAACCUCCUGUAUAGGCUCCGUGCUGCGGUCGGUGGCUACAUAUUUGGUAAAGCCCCCUGCAAUGAACAAUACCACAGAUACCACAGGGUGUCACGCAUUCGUUAAUGCCACAUUCGUCCCAUGUGUCAGUAAAGCGGUCAAGGUCGCCGGUGGAAUUUUGGAGGCCUUCACAGAUUUUAGUUACGUGGCGUCCGCCCUUUGGACACUGUCUUUUGCCAUAAACAUCCACUCCCAGCUGGCGGGAAGACACGUCCCGUUAAAGGUAUUCCAUCUAUUGACGUGGUCGGUGGCAAGUGGAAGCGUAAUCGCUGGUCUUGCUGCUGUGUAUUCAAGCACGAAUGGGCUGUCCGUAUGCGCUGGUCAAUUAGCUAUAUUCGGGCGUUACAUGUCCACUUACAUACCAAUGGCCCUUUCCCUGGUGAUGAUCUGUGUCUUGUACUGGAAAGCCAGCAUUUCAGUAUCUUUAUCAUUUACAAGACUCACUGCCACAGUCGGUCAUGAAGAACAAGCCAUUAUCCAGCGAUUGAGGAUACGGUUUUUCUGGAUUGUUUUUUUCUUUGCACUUUGCUGGCUCCCGAAUCUCGUUGACAGUUUCUUCCAUAUAGACAUCUUGUCCAGGAAGUGUAUGGAACAGAUAGGCAGCUCGCUAUUUCCACUUUGGAUCAUCGAGGCAUUGCUGAAUCCACUUCAGGGACUUUUUAACUGUUUCUUGUACGGACGAAAGUGUUCGUGUAGACCGUUUGUGUACAAUGCUCGGACUAGGAGACACUAUACACAGAUACCCAAUACAGACACAGACCGAUCCUUUCAGGGACUGCUCAACAACCCGCCAAAUAUGUCCAGUGCAUGACCAAAACCUUGUGUAGAUAUAUAGUUCUAUCAAAUAGUACCUGGACUGUUCAACAACUCGCCAUAUAUGUCCAGUACAUGACAAAAACCUUGUGUAGAUAUAUAGUUCUAUCAAAUAGUACUUGGACUGUUCAACAACUCGCCAUAUAUGUCCAGUACAUGACAAAAACCUUGUGAAGAUAUAUAGUUCUAUCAAACAGGACUUGGACUGUUCAACGACUCGCCAUAUAUGUCCAGUACGACCAAAUCGAAGGCCUUUGAUUUUGGUUAAGCUCCCCUGUAAUCUACAAAGGACAGCCACCAGCCUGUGUUUUGUUUUUGAAACCAAUUAAACAGCUCUAUGAGCCUUGGAUUUUGUCACAAUACAUUCCAAUGUGUACAGAGAGUAAAAUCAUUGAAGAUGGUCCCAACACACAACCUUUCGUAGUUUUCAAUAUCAAAUAGGAUUACUGAUACUAACUUCUAUUCCUUUUUGUAUUUAAUAUAUUUAUACAUAUUCACAAUUCUACAUCGUCUUGUAUUGACUCAUUCACUCCUAAAGACACAUUUGAACUCUUCCGAUUCAAAGGUUGGAAUAGUUCAUUAGGAAACUUCAGGGGUGAAAGAGUUAAAUAUAUUACAAGGAUAAACCCAUAUAUUAUGAGAUGUUGUUUACUGUGGUAGUGCUAAAUAAAUAAGUGAUUUUCUGUAUGAAAAGGAAAUACAUGUUUAAAGCACAGUGAUGGACCAAGAAAUUGAUCUUGUAUGAUAACAUGGUACAGUACUGGUAGUUGUAGAACUAGAAUAUAUGUUAGUAUUUUCGUACAGCUAUUUACGGAUAUACUGUCGUAAUACUGUUGUAUACCAGGUCAUUAAAUGUUUAUCAUUAUUAAACUGAUAUUGUGUAUUGUAUACAUGUACGUACAUGUAUACAACAAUUACUGCUGUUUUUAAAAGAUAAAAUACCAUAGAUAUUAUUAAAUAGAUUUCAUGUCUGAAGUACACAACUUGAAGUAUUAUAUUGCUGUAUUUAUGGCUACUUGUGAUACAUAUAUAUUGAUCUCAUUUAAAAAUUUGUAGAAGGUAACCUGUAUAUAUAUACCUACAUACAUUAAAUUAUCAUUUUGUUAUUUUUGAGGUGAUUACAGAAAUUGCUUUUGUGUUCUUUAAAAAAUUAUGCAGAAAUAUUAAGAUAAGAGAUUGAAUUUUUGCUCAACAUUGUGGCCACUGAGAAGAGCUAUUGAAUUCAUAACGUUUCUUUGCGAGACAUGACGGCGACAUCUUAGUUUCAGUACAUGUAGCUCU